AGCAGCGGUCGCGCAUGCGCGGUGAGCGGCGGGGUGCUGGCAGCCGGGCCUGGAGCAGCCGUCAACUCGCCCGGUCAUGUCGUACGGGCCGCUGGAUCCCUACCGGGCCGGGCCGACGGCCCCGCCGCGGGAUUUCGGUGCUAUCAUUCAGACAUGCAGCGGCAACGUGCAGCGCAUCGCGCAGUACACUGCUCAGAUAAAGAAUUUGAUGAGCCAGCUGGGAACCAAGCAGGACUCCAGCAAGCUGCAGGAAAACUUACAACAGCUACAGCAUUCUGCAAACUGCUUGGCCAAAGAGACCAAUGAGUAUCUCAAAGAGCUGGGGUCUCUACCACUUCCUCUGUCUGCUUCUGAACAGCGUCAACAGAGGCUUCAGAAAGAACGUUUAAUGAAUGAUUUCUCUGCAGCCUUAAAUAAUUUCCAGGCAGUACAGAGGCAAGUGUCAGAGAAGGAAAAAGAGACUGUAGCAAGGGCAAGAGCUGGCUCCCGUAUCUCUGCUGAUGAGCGGUUCAGAGAAGAACAGCUUGUUUCGUUUGAUAGGCUGCUCUCCAUCAAGACUUUCACCCUGAUUGAUUCCCCCUUUUUUGUGGGGGAUGGUGAGAGGAAAGGAAGUGGUGAAGACUGGAAUCAAAUGCAGUCUCAAGAAGAUGAUGUGGCAAUAACUGAACAGGAUCUUGAGCUUAUUAAAGAAAGAGAAACGGCAAUCAGGCAAUUAGAGGCCGACAUUUUGGAUGUCAAUCAGAUAUUUAAGGAUUUAGCCAUGAUGAUUCACGACCAAGGAGAUAUGAUUGAUAGCAUAGAGGCAAAUGUGGAAAGUGCAGAAGUUCAUGUGGAAAGAGCCAGUGAGCAGUUACAGAGAGCUGCCUAUUAUCAGAAGAAAUCCCGCAAGAAGAUCUGUAUCCUGAUUCUUGGCCUUGCUGUGGCUUCUAUAAUCAUAGGAUUAAUUAUCUGGUGGACAGCAAAGUGAGAUCUUCACGUGGAACCUUGUCUCAUUGCUGAGAAUAUUUUUCCCCCAGCACGAACAGGCAGACUUGUCUCGGAAAUGAAACCACCCUGAGAGAGCACAAGCUGGAACUACUUCUAGUAAUAGUUAUUAGCAACUAAUGUGCAGACAACUAGUAUUUGGAAUUAGUGAACCAUGGAGACAGUAUUUAUCAGUUUAUAUACAAAUUAUAUUGUUUUAUGUAACUAACAUCUUGUGGUUUUGCUUUCUGUAAUGCAUUAUUCCCUGUCCCAACUGUAUGCUGAAGUGUGAUCAAUAAUUGGAGAUGUCUUGUUUAUUUUGACAAGUGGCAGAAAUUUGACUUUUUAUAUGUACAGAUAACUUUGGACUGGAAUGACAUUCAAAGAGGGCACAACACUGACUUUCAUUACCUUAAUCCUGCAGUUUCUCAAGUCUCCGAUAUCUGCCCCAUGGUUUUAUUGGUCUCUGGGUGGCUAUGGUUCUAAAUUCAAUUGAAGAGAAAGAUGCCACUGCAGAUCUGAGAAGCAAGAAGUAUGCAUGGAUGAUGAUCAGAACUGCGUGCUUAGGAACAGUCAGUUUAGCCUUGAGACUCGUUGUUUUUAUAAAUUUUUGUGCAUGGUUGGGGUUGUGGUUUUUUUAAUGCACCAGUUGAGUACUGUGAGUCUGAGGACGUCCUAUCUAGCAGUGCAAUGUCAUUGAUGAAAUUAGCUGAUGGUUUACUAUUGGACAAAUAAAUCUCUUUCAAUGCUGACUCUCAAAGCACUAAAAUACAAGUUGAGUUUCUUGCUCCUAAUUGAUUUUUUUUCUUGGAGAAAAUGGUGUAAAGAUGAGGAAGCAGGUACCUAAGCUUACAGGUAAACAAGACAGAUGUGUAUUAUGAGAAAUCCUGCUUUGAAGGACUCUUGAAGCUUCUUGUAAUGUAUCAGUAAAUAUUGUGUGGCUUGUGAAUGUCUGUUAUUUUUCCAUUCUUUAUGAAACAAAGUGCAGAAAUUGGCUGAGCAAAGUGCAAAGGUUUUGAGACUGAGGAUGUGUGUGCAAAUUAAGGAUUGCUGCUUCUAGCUGUCUUGCUAGCAGAGCUGGUCAGGACGUAGCAGUCACUCCCUGCUUUGUUGUAGCUCUAAACUGACAUGCACUGAGGGAUCAGUAACCUGUCUCAAGCCCAUCAUAGUGUGGUAAAUGCAUCGUACUGACCCAUUUUGUAUUUAAUCCUUCUUCCAUGUCUCCUGUGUAAUAAAGUAAAUGUGAAAGCUGGGAAGGGAGGGUGUUCUCCCAAUUGCACAUUGGUUUGCACUACUGCGCCAUCAUUCCAAUAACUAUCAAUAAACACUUUUAAAAGCC
This is a messenger RNA of Tympanuchus pallidicinctus (lesser prairie-chicken), 2302 nucleotides long. It is a transcript of the gene STX12, whose product is annotated as syntaxin 12. NCBI's taxonomy places the organism in Eukaryota, Metazoa, Chordata, Aves, Galliformes, Phasianidae. Gene Ontology annotation, biological process: vesicle fusion; vesicle-mediated transport; intracellular protein transport. The record is from RefSeq and is a predicted model, not a curated record. Bases 77 to 967 code for a protein of 296 amino acids. Gene Ontology annotation, cellular component: synaptic vesicle membrane; SNARE complex; endomembrane system. Gene Ontology annotation, molecular function: SNAP receptor activity; SNARE binding. The transcript has 10 exons.